Cyclopterus lumpus (lumpfish) is the source of this 10659-nucleotide messenger RNA. RefSeq names its product neurobeachin-like 2 (gene nbeal2). Lineage: Eukaryota; Metazoa; Chordata; Actinopteri; Perciformes; Cyclopteridae. Bases 512 to 8941 code for a protein of 2809 amino acids. Gene Ontology annotation, cellular component: cytosol; membrane. The record is from RefSeq and is a predicted model, not a curated record. Gene Ontology annotation, molecular function: protein kinase binding. Gene Ontology annotation, biological process: intracellular protein localization. The transcript has 55 exons.
UCUACAUUCAACUCUUCACUGUAUGUCUUGUGACAGAGCCAGACACGAGUUGACGACAAAGUGCUGCUGCUCAUCAUCACACAGGACUAGUACAUAUCUGCUGAAUUCACAUGGGCAGCACAGUCAUCAUCUCUGGGUCUUGAUGGCAUCUGUCGCUUCCGUGGGAACUCUCUCCAAGAGGACGUAUACGGCAACUAGCUCGCUCUAAACGCGGACAUGGGUGUUCCUCCAGACAUGCAUUUCCACGCAAUUGUGUUCCUGGUUUUAUAAUUUCGACAGCGAUCGCACCGUGGCCACAACUCACACCGUCAUGUGUUGCUUUUCUCUGCCAUUCUGAUAACUUUGCGUGUCAAGACAGAGAGCACUUUUGCGUGGAUUAUUGUGCCGGGAUUGGCAGGAAUGGUUCACGGGAGCGUGCCGCGUCCUCCUGCCUUUAGGAAACAACUUCAAACAGCCCCUGCUUUGACCAAGCUCGCCAGUUUCAUGAUUUAACAAAACAAAAAAGGGAGAUAUGAGCACACACAAGGGCGGAGGGAUGGCAUCGAAGGAAAGGCUGUAUGAGCUAUGGAUGUUAUAUUACACAAAGAAAGAUGUAGGCUAUCUGCAGCAGUGGUUGGAGGCAUUCGUGGCGUCCUUUGAGAGGCUCAUUGAUGUGCAUUCACUGGAGCCUCGGAGGCCGGAGGAGUGCAGCUCCGAGGUGCCCUUGCUCCCCAGGGAGGUCCUGGUGUUCCUCGGCAACCAGCUACGGCAGAGUGCAGAGCACCUCUCCGACGCUGCUGAGCCCAACAGCACCACCACUCACCCCCUGCUCCUCAUCAAAUUCUUCAUUAUUAUCUGCAGGAAUAUGGAGAACAUCGACCCAGAGAAGACCCCUGAUUUUGUUUUUGAAACCAUCAAGCUUUUGAAUUUCUGUUUGGAUCAGCUUAAGAAGGGGCAAGGGGAGCAGUCUUCUCUGCAGAUGGUUGUGCAGUAUGGACUUGUGCUGUUUGAAAGCCUGUUUGACCCUUAUCAGACGUGGAGGAGACGCCUGGCAGGGGAGGUGGUGAGCUUGCAGGAGAGGAACAAGUAUAAGUUUUCCCCGCUGGUCUUGCCAGAUGAGCUGCCUGGUGUCUUCCAUGAAAGUCUCCAGGAAGGCGAGCAGAUCCCAGAGCUCCUCACGCUCAGAUUCAUUCAUCUCCAGGGUGCUGUCAUCAGUGGAGGAAAGAAGAAUGGCCUUCUUUCCAUCACCCCUCACUCUGUUGAUGACCUGUUCUCUGUUCUGCGAGCUUGGUGCUACCGGACUUCCCCUGAACCCAAGAGCACAGGACUCCCACGGCUGACCCUGCAGUGCCUGACCGCAAUGAUCCACCUCCUGCAUUCCAGCAGCCCUGCGGAGCGGCAGGUGGAGAUCAAGACGAUCCUGGAGAGCUACUUCCAGCUUCUCAACUGGAACCGUCCAAUAAUCAGUGAGCAGCUAGAGAGGGAGAGCUGGGAAGAAAGCCUGAUCUCCCUCCAGAGACAAAUGCUAACUGCUGUUCCUGCGAUCCUGCAGUGCUCUGACAGGCCAGUCCUGCAGGCGGUGUUCCUCAACAACAACUGCUUUGAACACAUACUCAGGCUUGUUCAGAACAGCAAGCUCUUUCAGAGCAACAUGCGUAGCCCGGAGUGUGAGGUUGUGUCUGACCUUACAACAUGUUUACUCUCAGAGGUUGAAGUGGACCAGGUUUUGGUGAAAGGAUCAGACAGUAUUACAGUUCAUGCCUUAGGAGUCCUCACAGCUAUAAUGAGUAACUCGCCCUCUGCUAAGGAGGUUUUCAAGGAGAGGAUUGGCUACUCCCAGCUGUUUGAUGUGCUAAAGAGUCAAGGUCAACCCACCAAAAGGCUUCUGCAGGAGCUGAUGAACAUGGCAGUGGAAGGCGAGCAUGCCCACGCCCAUCACCUCGGCAUUAGUAACGAGCAGCCUUUGCUGCUGCUCCUGCAGUGGCUGCCUGACCUGUCGGGUCAGAGGGACCUUCAGCUGCUGGUGGCCCAAUGGCUGGCUACGGUCUGUGGUGGCUCCUUAUCCUGUCGCACCGUGGCUGUGGAGGCGGACAUGGUGGGGGCUCUGCUGCAGGUGCUCUCACAGCCCCAGAAUCUUGACAGGCAGUGUGCAGACACCCUGCUGGGCCUCCUGCAGGACCUGGGCUCCCUGUGUCUGAGACCAGAGGAGCUGAAGAGCCUGCUCAGACUGCUCAGAGUGGAUCAGGACAAUGGCGUAGUGGUGGGGAAGGUGCACCCCUACUGUGGUCGCAUCAUUCAAGUGCUCUCGGCCAUGGCGGCCAGAGAAGGCCAGGAUAGUGCCUUGCAGUACUUUGAUCUUACGCCCCCCAUGGCUGGUAUUAUGGUGCCCACAGUCCAACGCUGGCCAGGCAGCGGUUUUGCCUUUCACGCCUGGGUCUGCCUCAACAUGGAGUUCUCCAACAACCGUAAACACUCUGCCACCUCUAGUACAGGUGCUCAGCAUGACAUGGGAAAGGGACCACGUAGGAAGCAGCUCUACAGUUUCUUCACAGCAAGUGGAACUGGGUUGGAGGCCUUCUUCACCAUUGAGGGAGUGCUGGUGGUGGCUGUUUGCACAAAGAAAGACUACAUGGCUGUUGCGCUGCCAGAGCACCCACUUGCUGACUCAUGCUGGCAUUCGGUGGCUAUAGUGCACAUCCCAGGCCGUCGUCCAUUUGGUCAGAACCUGGUCACCAUCUACAUUGAUGGAGAGCAGCGUAAAACGGCUCAGCUUCGUUUUCCAUCGUUCAGUGAGCCUUUUACCUCCUGCUGCAUUGGAUCUGCAGGCCACCGGACCACUACCACCACCACCUCCCCCAACCUGCCCAUGUCCUCGUCGUCAAACACAUCGCCUGAGUUUGCCUUCCCCGCCUAUGGCCCUUCGUUCAGCCGUUCUCAGUCCUUCCCCGCGACCUUUGCCGGUGGCCGCCGGGGGCCUAUGGGAGACUCCCCAGUGCAAACCAUCCCAGCAGGACUGCAAGACACAGAGUGGGGAACACCCACGUCUCUGGAUGGGCUCCUGGGCACCGCCUUCAUCUGUCACGAGGCUCUGCAGCAGGCACAGACGAGAGCUCUGCAUGCUGCAGGCCCCAAUCACGUGUCCUUAUUCAAAGCAGAGGGAGAGUUGUCUGAUCUCAACAGCAAGCUUCUGCUCUAUUACACUCCACAGGCAUUCAAGGGCCAGAUAUGUCUAGACCUGUCGCCCAAUCACCAGUAUGAUGGCAGGUUUACAGGACACAGGGUAGUGAACUGGGACAUCAAGGAUGUUGUAAACGUGGUGGGAGGUAUAGGGGUUUUGCUGCCCCUGCUUGAGCAGGUAUGUGAGGCUGAGCAGGUUAACAAUGGCAGUCAGGAGAUCUCAGACCUGCAGGGACCAGAGCUCACUUCCCCCAGAGGCCCUGCUGCUAUGCUGCUGCCACUGAACAAGUCUGCAGAAGGAAGACUAGAGAGAAACAGCAUCGCUGCCUUCCUGCUGAUGGUGAAGAACCUGAUUCGUCAGCACCCUGUCAAUCAAGAGAGCCUGCUGCAUUGCCACGGGCCGAGCACAAUAGGAGCCAUGCUCAGCAAAGUUCCUGUCAGUCUGAUGGACAUGAACGUUUUAAUGGCCUGUCAGCUACUGCUGGAGCAGGUUUUCAACGAGGGCAACGGCCCACUUCUCCAGCAACUCCACCACCACCUUCUAUUUGACUUCCGCAUCUGGACUAAAAGCCAUUUUGCUGUUUGCCUGGCCCAUGUGCAGUACCUGGCGUCUGUGAUAAACAAAGGCAAGCAGCGCAUGAAGAGGAAGUACGGAGUCCAGUAUAUUCUGGAUACCAUUCGCACAUUCUACAGUGUGGAGAAAGAUGGCAGCAGUCUGUCUGACGAAAAGCAGAUGAUUCAAAACUCUCUGUUCGGCUUGCUGGGAGACUUUCUCAAGUCUCCCACACCAGAGGACCUUCACAGUGUCCUCGCCUACAUUCUGACUGUCGGAGAGAAGAAGCAGGCCGUGCGUGCCUUGGAUGUGCUCUAUGAACUGUUGAGGAGCAGCCCUCCCCGUGAGCAGGUGCAGGCCGUGCUGCUGGACUGGGGCGUGGAGCAGCUGUACUGCUUGCUGCUCACUCCAAGCUUCGGAGACGAGGCCAGAGAGAGGGUCUUCAGGGUGUUAUACAAGAUCCUCAAAAGCGAGCGUGUUUCUGAGCGCAACAAGCAGCGCAUCAAACUGAAGGAUUUUGGAUAUCUUGGCCUUAUUUGCCACCUUGAUGAAAUUCCGGUUACCAUGACCACCGUGCGAUGUCUGUACGAGCAGGUCCUUGCUACAGAUGCGACCCCUAACUUCCGAGAUCUCCUGGCUGUGGUCUGUCUAUCCCAUCGAGCUGAGCUGACUGUCCGCUUGGACGUCUGCCGCAAGCUCUUUCAUCUGAUCUACUCCAACGAAGAUUAUGUGAAGCAGCUUGCAAAGCAGCACGGCUGGCAGGAUGUUUUGACCAAGCUGUAUGUGAAAGAAUUUUACGAGUCCCACGCUGCCAGCAUCGCAGGCUCCAGCAACCAAAGUUCCUGCGAGCCAAACUACCGGCCACCGCUGUGCAGGGAUACGGCUCUGGUAAUAGAGGACGCACACUCGGACAUCUUCCUGAGCUACCGCACCUCGCAGGACAUUGAGGAUGGGGAGAAAGAUGAAGGUGACCGGCGGGACAUCUCUGAGGGAUUCUCAGGUUCAUCUCAGUCACCUCCAAGUGGAGGCGGAGGUCCGCUGAAAACCUUCACUGGCUCCCUCCAUUUUAAGUCCUUUGAUUCAGUGGACCAAGGGAGUCACUCGUCCUUCACUUCCAACGCAGUUGAUAUCCCCCCAUCUGGCCCACACGAGGAGAGGAGAGACUACCAUCCCCAAUCCCCCUUUGGUAACCCGUUUGAUUUGGAACUAGGGGGCAUGGGAGAGAUUGGUGCACACACCCCUGCAGGUAGUCUGACAAACACACCGUCUCCUCUUGAGCACUGCAAACCCUUUCCACCUACCAGACCCAGGAAGAGCUCCAGUCUGUCCAACGUGCUGGAUGAUACCAGCUAUGGGACAGACCCUCCAACUGGAGACACAAGCUCCAAUACAUCCAACCCACAGCAGACCCCUGAGGAAGAGCUGUGCAACCUGCUAACCAACAUUGUCUUCUCCGUUCUGUGGAGCCGCAGCUGGGCGGAGGCGACGGAGGAUGUGGUGUGGAGAGAGAGAGGACAGGUCUUUUCUGUUCUCACCAAACUGGGCUCCUCCUGCCAACUGGUUCGCCCUCCAGAUUACAUCAAGCGCAGUCUGUUGGAGAUGAUGCUGGAGUCGUCUCUGUCAGACCUGAGGGAGGCCCAGGGAGUGUCUCUGCCUUUCUGUCCCAGUUUGGUUCGGCUCCUCAGGUUGCUGCAGGACUUCCUGUUUGCCGAGGGUACAGACAACCACACACUGUGGAGUGAAAAGAUCUUUGAGGGGGUGGUGAACCUGCUGGACAAGUUGAAGGCCUGGCAUAGUACCCCUGGCAGCCCUGGGAACACCGAACUUAAGGAAAUGGCCCAGAUUGGCCUGCGUAUCAUCACUGGAUAUAUCAAACAGCAGCACUCACAGGUGUGUGUUAUGGCCUACGUGAAGCUCCACAGCCUCCUCCAGACGGUGCUGUGUCUGAGCUGGGAGGAGGUGUGCUUUCUGCUGGGGCAGCUGGGCGCCCCCCUGUGGCCAGGAGGAGUAAUGGACAGCACCGACAGUGGACACGCAGAGACUUUCUCCCAGAUUGUGCCCGUCGUGCGCACGCUCCUCGACCAGCAUGCUGACCCCGUCACUCUCCAAAACCUCCUCCCCAACCUGCCCGCCACUAACGGCAGCACCACCUUCUCCAAGGACCUGAAGGCUUACUCUCACACACUGGAGUGGCAAGGGUUUUACCAGCAGCAGGUUCAGCCCACCAUGGAGCAGUACGAGCUGGACACGUUUGGGAGGAGCCAUGACAUCAUGUCCAAUUUCUGGAAUUCGUGCUUCGAUGACCUGAUGAGUACAGCCUUCAAACGGGACAAAGAAAGAUCCGACAGCAAGUCCAAGUUUCAGGAAGUGAUCAUGGAUCCCGAACUGAAGCGGGUGAGAAGUGAGAACAACAGAUAUUUUAGUUUGCAGAAGCAGAGCUCCAAUCAGCAGGGGAUGGUGUGGCAGCACUGGAGAGCUCUCCGCAGGCUUUUAACUAGUGAGAGAGGAGCAUGGGCCAACAAAGUUCAACCAGAGGUGAAAUUGAAAUUGUCCAAUGCAGAGACUUAUUCAAAGAUGCGUCUCAAACUGGUGCCCGACUACAACCAUGAUCCUCACAGUGAGGCCAGUGCCCUGAGGGACAACAUGGGAGCUGACAGCCCUCGUAACUCUGAACCCCCCCCAUUGGCUGUCGCAAAGGAAGCCAAAGUCAGCGACAUGGAGGAUGAUCAGUUAGGAGAAGAAGACCUUGUCUAUUUGGAUAACAAGGUGGAGGGAGAAGACGAGAGCCAGAAAGAAAAACUGGUUCUGUCUGAAGACUGUGAGCUCAUCACGAUUGUGGCGGUUGUUCCGGGUCGUCUGGAGGUUACCACCCACCAUCUGUACUUCUACGAUGGCAGCAGUGAGAAAGAAGAGACAGAGGAGGGAAUCGGGUUUGAUUUCAAGAGACCUCUGUCUCAGCUCAGAGAAGUGCAUUUGAGGCGCUACAACCUGCGACGAUCUGCCCUGGAGCUGUUCUUCAUAGACCAGUCUCAUUACUUCCUCAACUUCAGGAAGAAGGUACGAAACAAAGUGUACUCCAGGAUCCUGGGACUGCGACCCCCUAACCUGUUUUACUUUGGCUCUCGCUCCCCCCAAGAGCUGCUGAAGGCAUCUGGACUUACACAGAAAUGGGUGUGCAGAGAAAUCUCCAAUUUCGAGUACUUGAUGCAACUGAACACCAUUUCUGGACGGACUUACAACGACCUGUCGCAGUAUCCUGUGUUCCCUUGGAUCUUGUGUGACUAUACCUCUCCCAUUCUGGAUCUGGAGGACCCAUCGGUUUUCAGAGACUUGUCCAAACCCAUCGGUGUGGUCAACUCCCGCCAUGCGCAGAAUGUCAGAGAAAAAUAUGAGAGCUUCGAGGACCCAACAGGCACCAUUGACAAAUUCCACUAUGGCACACACUACUCUAACGCAGCAGGAGUCAUGCACUACAUGAUCCGCAUGGAGCCGUUCACAACUCUGCACAUCCAGCUGCAGAGUGGCAGGUUUGACUGCGCAGACAGACAGUUCCACUCGGUGGCAGCGGCCUGGCAGGCUCGCAUGGAGAGUCCAGCUGACGUCAAAGAGCUCAUCCCGGAGUUCUUCUACUACCCAGAAUUCCUGCAGAACAUAAACGGCUUUGACCUGGGGCGUUUGCAGAUAUCUCAGGACCCGGUGGCGGAUGUUCUGCUGCCUCGCUGGGCGUCAUCAAGAGAAGACUUCAUCAGGCAACACAGGAAGGCCCUGGAGUGUGAGCAUGUGUCCAGUCACCUCCAUGAGUGGAUUGACCUGAUCUUUGGUUACAAGCAGAGGGGCGAGGAGGCAGUGAACGCCCUCAAUGUCUUCUACUACUGCACUUAUGAGGGUGCAGUAGAUUUGGAUGCGAUUGCCAAUGAGACUGAGCGCAAGGCCCUGGAAGGCAUCAUCAGCAACUUUGGACAGACUCCCUGUCAGCUCCUCAAGGAGCCUCAUCCUCCACGUAUGUCAGAUCAGAACGCAUCUAGGCGGCUCUCCCGCCUGGACACUAUGCCUCCGAAUAUCUUUGAGCAUCUCGACAAACUCCGGCCAUUUGUAGAGGUGGUAAGUGAUGGCCUUCCUCUGGUCCAGACAGUGGUACCAAAGACACAGAACCGCUCCUUCAUCAUCCAAGGCUCAGAUAUACUGGUGACUGUGAGUUCAAACGGGUUGAUAGGGACACACAGCUGGCUGGCAUACGACAAAAACAUCGCCAACUACUUCACCUUCACUAAGGACCCCACCAUGACUAAUCCCAAAACACAGCGAUUCUUGAGCGGCCCUUUCUCUCCCGGGGUGGAGAUCAGUGCUCAGGUGCUGGUGGUGUCCAACGACGGCCGCCUGCUGUUCAGUGGAGGACACUGGGACUGCAGUCUCCGUGUCACCCAGCUGGGGAAGGGCAAGCUGGUGGGCAGGAUCUGCCGGCACAUUGACGUUGUUACCUGCUUGGCUCUGGAUCUCUGUGGUAUCUACCUCAUCUCUGGUUCGAGGGACACAUCCUGUAUAGUGUGGCAGGUUCUACAGCAGGGUGGCUUCUCCAGCGGUCUGUCUCCUCGGCCAGUGCAGAUCCUCUGUGGACAUGAUCAGGAGGUCACCUGUGUGGCCAUCAGCACUGAACUGGACAUGGCUGUCUCAGGGUCAAAGGAUGGGACUGUGAUAGUGCACUCUGUUCGACGAGGCCAGUUUCUGCGGACGCUGCGGCCUCCUAGCGACAGCUGCGUUCCUGCCGUAAUCUCUGAGCUCCAGGUGGGCAUGGAGGGCCACAUUGUGGUACAAACCUCGCUGGGGGAACACUCUCACAGAAAGGCCAAGUACUCCAUUCAUGUUUACUCAGUAAACUGCUGUCUGCUGUCCUCCUUCACCACCGAGGAGAAGGUGACCGCCCUCCACCUGGUGUCAGAACACAUCAUCCUGGGGACCGCGGAGGGCAGCCUCCACAUACGAGAGUUAUGCAGUCUGGAUGCUUCGAUAACGCCCCUGGCCUUGAAGGUUCCUGUGAGGAGUGUGUCUGUCACCAAAGAGUGCAGCCACAUCCUAGUGGGCCUAGAGGACGGGAAGUUAAUUGUGGUGGGGGCAGGGAAGCCAGAGGAGGUUCGCUCAGGACAGUUCUCCCGUCGCAUUUGGGGCUCAACACGCAUCUCUCAGGUGUCGUCAGGUGAAACAGAGUAUAAUCCCACUGGGAAUGCUGGUAAAUGAGAUGAGCCAUGGUGGAGGACUCUGUAGGCUGGAGAUAACUGCACCACCAAGAUGCUCGCCAGACUCAACAAGGCCUUUGUUCCCUUUACAAGCUGGGAAACUAUCCUCCUCAGCUGUGGAUUUCUCUUGAGACAAUAACUGUACACUGUGCACUUUUUUAUUCUUAAAUGGUUUUAUAUGUUAUUGUGUAUUUCCUAUACUGUUUUUAAUCAGCAUCAUUCCAAAGAGUGGCCUUGUUUUUGUGGAUGGGAGAAGAGCUCAGUGUUUGAGGUUGUGAACCGCUGUUGAACAGUGAGUCACGUGUCAGGGAUGUGACUCAUGCUGAUGCACAUGCAGCAUCAGAGAGAAGCAGCGCUGUGAACUCUCCAGACUCCAUGUUCUCGACUUGUCAGAGGAACAGCUGGGAUCCCUGUUCUGUUUAUUGUCCCAACCCCAUUGUCAUGGCAAUGGCAUCUUUUUAAAAACUCCUGGAAACUUGAAACUGCUGUAGGUCUUGCUGUAGAUUUCCAUAUUGCAAUACUGGUGUAUACCACAAGGGGGUUGACUUUGUAAAAGAAAGAUACAGGGGGUAACUGGUCACUAAAGUGAACCAAUGCUAUGUUGUGAUCUUAAGCAGUCGAGGUCAAGAUUUGCUGAUAUUUGCAGCAGAAGUGCACCACAAUACCACAGUGGGUAAUCCUGCACUCCUUUAGGCUCUGUGCAAUGUAAAACUGUUACAAGUAAAGCAAUAACGGCUUUAAUGGUCAAGUAUGUGAAACGUAUUCACUUUUUUAUCAUGACUGUGGAGCUCGGAUGCAAUGAGCGGUGCCUUCUGAUUUCUUAAACACAAUGGAGGGAAGACCUUUACAAAUACGUCUGUACGAGUUUCGUCAUUACACUGUUCAUCACACAACUAUUUCCCUGUUUAAUUCAUCGGAAAGUGCCUUUUUUAAACUUGUGUCUUGAGCCGUUCGUCAACACUGAAUUCCAAUCAUCUCGCUCGAUGCGGGAUCACGACGUCACGAUGUCAGAGUGCACACCUGUUGAUUUGAUUUACACACACAUUACUCCUCUAUUUUUCUCAGAUGUGGCUACGAUGUUGUUAAUGAACACAUAAACCGUUGGCUGGGAGCACAUACUUGCCUGUACUGGUAUUGUUCUGUUUUAUGAAGCGCUGAAACAUCUGCAGACAAUGAUGACUAGUCUGUGAAUGACUUUCAGAGGAGUUUCCUUCCUGCCAGCUUCUUUUACAGUGGUUGGAACAAAGUGUUUGUUACACAGGGUCAUGAGACAGAGACUAUGGGACUUAUUUGGGCGAAUGCAAUUCCUGUAACAUCGUACACACAUACACAUGAUCUAGUAUUUGUAAGUGAUGCUCAAAAUAACCUUAAGUGUAUAGCAAGAGGAGAUUUGAAAUGUUGUUUACUUAUCAAUUCAUCUGCUUUCCAUUGUGGAAAGUCAGGACAUUCAGGGUUUCUAAAAUCACUUUUUAUUCCAACGUACAACUGUAAGAUGAAAAUGAUGCUGUCUGUGAAGGAUUAUUUGCAUAUGCAGCUGUUCAAGCACACAUUUGAUAAUUUGCUAUUGUGUAUAAUUAUAUUGAUUGCAUAAUGCCGCUCCAGUUUACUCUAGUUGUUAUUAAUGUAAUAUUUCCCUUAAUUAUGCAGUAACACUGAGUAUUUAGUUUAAUAAAUUAAGCAUUGGGUCUUAAAUACAAUCACAGUCCUCUAUCAAAACAA